AGUGCGCUUGCGCGCAGGUUCUUCGGGCGCAUGCGUGCUCACGCGCGCCCCGUCCGAGCUAGGAGUGUACAAAAUCUGCGGGGGCUGGAGAGGAGUGGCCGUAGCAGCCUGGUGAGCCUUCUGGAAAGUGGCUGAGGGAGCUGGUCAGCGGGAAGGAGUAUCCAUAUUUCUGCUUCUGUGUCCAGUAGAGUUUUGAAACAUCAUGGAUAAUCUGUCACCUGAAGAAAUUCAGCUAAGGGCUAACCAGGUUACUGAUGAGUCUUUGGAAAGUACAAGAAGAAUCCUGGGUUUAGCCAUUGAGUCUCAGGAUGCAGGAAUCAAGACCAUUACUAUGCUGGACGAGCAAGGCGAGCAACUAAAUCGCAUAGAAGAAGGCAUGGACCAAAUAAAUAAAGACAUGAGAGAGGCAGAGAAGACAUUAACAGAACUCAACAAGUGCUGUGGCCUCUGCGUCUGCCCUUGUAAUAGAUUCUCAAGUGGUGGUUGUUUCUUUGAAACCAGGACGAAGAACUUUGAGUCUGGAAAGAACUAUAAGGCAACAUGGGGAGAUGGUGGCGACAACUCCCCUAGUGAUGUGGUGUCUAAGCAACCAGGCCGAAUAGCAAAUGGUCAGCCUCAGCAACGCACAGGAGCAGCCAGCGGCGAAUACAUUAAACGUAUAACAAAUGAUGCUAGAGAAGAUGAGAUGGAAGAAAACCUGACUCAAGUGGGCAGCAUCCUAGGCAACCUAAAGAACAUGGCUCUGGAUAUGGGAAAUGAAAUUGAUGCUCAAAACCAGCAAAUACAGAGGAUCACAGAAAAGGCGGACACCAACAAGGAUCGUAUUGACGUUGCCAAUACAAGAGCAAAGAAACUCAUUGACAGCUAAAGCGCCUGUUUCUCGGUUCUACGUCAUUUCUUGUUCAGAGUUUGAAAGAUUGUGAAGGAAGGAGCAGAGGAGGAACGCCUCCCUACUUUCUUACUUUCUGUCCUUCAGGGGUCGGUUCUGGCUCAGGCUUCCUCACAGUCUUUCUCAGCUCACACGCUUAGGCUGCCUUCCAUACGUCACACG
Messenger RNA from Acomys russatus (golden spiny mouse), 1051 nucleotides. It is a transcript of the gene Snap23, whose product is annotated as synaptosome associated protein 23. Gene Ontology annotation, molecular function: syntaxin-1 binding; SNAP receptor activity. The transcript has 9 exons. The record is from RefSeq and is a predicted model, not a curated record. Gene Ontology annotation, biological process: exocytosis; synaptic vesicle priming; synaptic vesicle fusion to presynaptic active zone membrane. Gene Ontology annotation, cellular component: plasma membrane; synaptobrevin 2-SNAP-25-syntaxin-1a-complexin I complex. Bases 203 to 868 code for a protein of 221 amino acids. NCBI's taxonomy places the organism in Eukaryota, Metazoa, Chordata, Mammalia, Rodentia, Muridae.